GAACACCUUUUUAAUAAAAAGGAGGUUCAAGGUUCGAAUCCUUCUCCCUGGUCUUGUGAAUAUGGUUUUCGUGAUGGGCCUGAUGAGUUGGCUCUGGAUCCGCCUCCGGGCCUCUCCUCUGGGAGGGCUUAUGUUGGGCUCGCAACUCCGCCCCGCCUAUACGGCCCAGGUUGACUCUAGCUCCUUCUCCAGACUGAGGCCCCAAGAUAUUGAGGCCCUGUGCUGUGGGUCAGACCAGCACAGGGUCUGGGCCGGGCCUGCAACGAUGAUGAGGGCGGGAGAUCAGAAGCCGCCGACGAAAGCAGAGAGGGGAUCUGAAUUCUAGAUUAGGUAACGCUUUGGGCAUGCAUGUUUCUUUUGGGUUAAUUCUAUGAUUUUUGGGUAUAUAUUGACGGCUUUUCUUGAUUCUGGGUUAUGGAUUCUGUUUUUUAGGUGUUACCGGCGGUGGUGUGGGCUUCUUUCUCACGCCAGUGGAGGUGAAUUCACGGGCAGAUUUGACGGAGGAAAGAGAGAGAAAAAAUUUUCAGAAAAAAGAGAAAUCGUUCAGCUUUUUCUCUCUCCACUUCCGCCUCAAUUUGGGUGGGGGUACACUAAAACAGUAGAAUUGCGCCUCUAUUCAUCCGCCCCCUACUGUUCAAAAACUUCCCAAACAGGUGCAAACUUAUCGGGAAGGGCAUUACCCCUGGGAUUUACGCCCCCCCAACAUUUACGCCUCUAUCCAAACAGAGCGUCCGUGUGGCCAACGCGAGUAAGGAUUCUCUCUUUGCCACUCAACCAGAAGUCAAAUCAGAAGUACAAAGGCAACCGAACCACAAAAAUUUCAUCAGGAUCCAAUGAGCGCCCUCCCUGCACUCGCCCACACCGAAGACCAAUCCGAGUUGAAAUAGUACACAUGGGUCCCAAUGUACAGUGAAAGGUAUCUUGGUGCACAGGAAAUGAAUCUGUUGGGGUUUUCUUUUUUCAAUGUUUGGCCCGACUUUUAGAAGUGCUUUUCGGUUACAAAAGCUGAAGCAGGGCCAAACACCUAUAAAAGCUCGGCUUUUGGAGCUUCUGCGAAAAGCUGUUUUGAAAAUACAAGAUUAUCCUUACCAUAUUUUAAUUUUAUUUCAGAAAAUAUAAUUUUCCUUCAUUUAUAUCAUUUUAAAAAUAAAAUAAAUUAUAAAAUCAUAUUAUUUAAUAUAAAAGAAAUCUAACAAUAUCCAUUUUGACUACUUUUUAUUGUUUAUGGUUUUUAUUCAUAUUUUAUAUUAUAAGCCCUUUAUAGUCAUUUUACACAACCUCUCAUAUUAAAAAACCAAUGCUGUCAAAGCCGAGCCGGAGUAUGACCCGGUAACGUGAACAGUUCGGUCAUUAGUGGUCCAGCCGCCAUUAGACCGUUUAAAAACCGUUUGAGAACCGGUACAAAAAAAAAAGAAGAAGAUCAAAUCAGCAAAUUUACAAUGGAAAAUCUAACACUACCAUUCUGAAACUUCUAGAAGACAGAUCUAAUCGAUUAAUCCCCCAGUAGUCCAUUUCGUAAGCAAACUAGCUGCCCCUGUCAGCAAAUCUCAAAAUCUACGCUAAUCACGUCAAGAUUAGACAAACGACUACUAGAUCCACCACUAAUCAAAUACCCAGUAAACCAAUCGCCACCGACAGCCCAAUAAUACCCACACUGGAGAAAUGCUAACAUAGAAAUCCCCAGAACCAACGGAAAGAGUGAAGAAGAAGAAGGGAGAUGAAUUACCCCGCUGUCGGAUGGCGCGCUGCUUGCGGCGACGGGACGGAAGCGCUGGGGCGAUGGUUGACGGCGGCAGGGUGGCGCCGCUCUCCCUCUGUCGUCUGUUCUACUUCUAGGUCGAAGAUGAAGAAAUAAAAUGAAAGUUAGGGUUUUGUUUGGCUGCCCCAUUCCACGAUUGGCCCUUUUUUUAGGGUAAACCAAACGGCCGAACCGCGCGACCGGCUUGAGCGGCUCGAGCGGUUAACCGCUGCGGCCGCUCGCCGGCCGCUGUAUAAAACCGUGGUGGUUAAAUAGCUGAUCCGAGCCGGUUUUACGACCGGGUGGCGGCUUUGGCGGUCCGGUCGGCCGGCUCGGUUCGGCUUUGACAACACUGUAAAAAACACUUCUAAUAGUUUUACAGCCAAACACUCAACUGCUUUUUUUGAAAAGUACUUAUCUAAAAGCUCCAGCUAGAAGCUGCUUCUGCAAAAUCUGCAGCAGGGCCAAACUAAGUUCUAAAAAAUUCCGGAAUAGGUU
This is a messenger RNA of Linum trigynum, 2236 nucleotides long. Lineage: Eukaryota; Viridiplantae; Streptophyta; Magnoliopsida; Malpighiales; Linaceae. The record is from the annotation of a GenBank genome assembly.